Molecule: messenger RNA, 2112 nt
Organism: Oryza brachyantha (malo sina)
Lineage: Eukaryota; Viridiplantae; Streptophyta; Magnoliopsida; Poales; Poaceae
Product: indole-2-monooxygenase-like
Exons: 2
Coding region: 456-1592 (378 amino acids)
Molecular function (GO): heme binding; iron ion binding; oxidoreductase activity, acting on paired donors, with incorporation or reduction of molecular oxygen
Source: RefSeq, a predicted model, not a curated record
GCAGCAAUUAGUGGCCCAAAUGUAAUGCUAGUAACAUGAGCACGAAUAGCUGGUAGAUCCACACCAUGAUUUCCCUGCUCGUCACCCUGCUGUGCCCUCUUCUCCUCGUCCUCCUCGUCAAGCAUUGCUAUGUGACAAGGGCUGGCGAACUACUUCACAAGCUCCCCUCGCCGCCGUUCAGGCUUCCGGUGAUCGGUCACCUGCACCUCAUCGGCUCCUUGCUACACAUCUCCCUCCGCGACCUUGCCGCUAAGUAUGGCCCUGACCUGAUGCUCCUCCAACUUGGCAGUGUGCCUACCCUAGUGGUGUCAUCCUCUAGUGCAGCGCAUGCCAUCCUCCGCACACAUGACCGUGUGUUCGCAUCACGAUCCUACUCCACCAUAGCUAACAUCCUCUUUUAUGGUGCAACUGAUGUCGGCUUCUCCCCCUACAACGAGUAUUGACGGAGGAUCAAAAUGAUCACCACCACACAUCUAUUGACCGUGAAGAAGGUGCGUUCAUAUGGCUUGAUACGACAACAGGAGGUGCGGUUGGCAUUGGCUAGGAUCUCCAAGGCGGCGCAUGAUCAUGUUGCGGUGGACCUGACUGAGCUUCUCAGUUGCUACGCCAACAACAUGGUGUGCCAUGCAGUGUCUGGCAAGUUCUCUCGGGAAGAAGGUCGGAACCAGUUGUUCCGAGAGCUAGUCGAGGCCAACUCAUCGCUCCUCGGUGGGUUUAACAUCGAGGACUACUUUCCUAGCUUGACGAGGCUAGCCACUCUUAAAAGGUUGUUGUUGUCAUGCGUGAAGGCACAUGACGUCAAUAGGAGAUGGGACCAGCUGCUUGAAAAGCUCAUUGACGACCACACCAACAAGGUUAGAUUCUCCUCGAUGCUCCAACGCAAUGAUGAGGAGACUGACUUCAUCGAUGACCUACUUUCUAUACAGCAUGAAUAUGGCCUCACUAAAGAUAACAUCAAGGCAAACUUAGUAGCCAUGCUCGCAGCUGGCACAGACACAUCUUUCAUUGAGCUAGAGUACUCCAUGGCUAAGCUAAUGCAGAAUCCCCCUAUGAUGGCCAAGCUACAAGCCGACGUGAGAAGUAUAGUACCAAAGGGACAAGAAAUAGUUACUGAAGAACAGCUAGAUAGUAUGUCAUACCUAAAGGCUGUGAUCAAGGAGACGCUUCGACUACACCCUGCAGCACCACUUUUAAUACCCCACUUUUCCAUGGCUGAUUGUAAUGUUAAUGGCUACAAAAUACGCUCUGGAACUCGUGUCAUAAUCAAUGCAUGGGCAUUAGCCAGGGACUCUAACUAUUGGAAGAAUUCAGAGAAUUUUAUGCCAGAGCGGUUCAUCGAUAACAUAACAGCUAACUAUAAUGGGAAUGAUUUCCAUUUCUUACCAUUUGGGAGUGGGCGGAGGAUGUGCCCGGGUAUAAACUUUGCAAUUGCCACCAUCAAGAUCAUGCUAGCAAACCUUGUGUACCAUUUUGAUUGGGAGCUACCAGAAAAUCAAGUAGCAAAAGGAGGCAUCGAUAUGACCGAGAUAUUUGGGAUGGCAGUGCACCGCAAGGAGAAGCUCAUCCUUAUCCCCCAUCAACCUUGUAAUUAGUCCACUCAGCUCUAUCUAAAGUUUAUCUAAAGUGGUGAUUAUGCCAAUGUGUGCUUAGUGAGCGGUGAGCUUGUUUUAAUAACUUGUAUAGGCUGCAAAAUGUUUCCAUUCCAUGAUUUCCAUCGUCCUUUUACCAUCAUAUCAUACUUCAUUAUAGUAAAUACUUCCAAGGAUUUGCUGCUAUAGUAAGGCAAAAGCUUUGAGAUUGGAAAGCUCACAGGUGUCUACUACGUACUCCCUCCGUUUUAUAAUGAAUGAGGUGGCUGAGCUUGGAAUUUGAUGACUGGUGUUUGUGUAGUUGAACAUCAAGGUUGUGAUCGCUUUUGGUGCUAUGGAACUUGGUGGUGUGUGUGGCUGCUCGAACUUGGUGCAAGCUACUGGUUACUUGCCGGUUGGCACUUUUGGUGGCUGGAAUUUUUUUGCGUUGGUUGCUGGAACCCAGUAUUUUGUAGUCGGCUGGGACUUGUGUAGUUGGAUGGUGGAUGGAUCAUUUUUAUUCAUGCUUUGUGUUUUUUAUGGG